AUGUUAUCUCCAGUUCUAGUCACUGUAUCCCCGCAAGAGGCCAAAACACCACGGAAGUGCAAACUGUCCCUGGGACUCGCCGGCUCGUUUCCCUUCGCCGCACCGCUGGCUCGCACCUGCCGUCGCAGCCUGACGCCGGGGCUGACCCCACCCCAGCUCCAUCCCUGCCAGUCAGGAGGCAACAGGACGUAUUCCCUCCAGGGCUCGGCACGGCGCGGGCACUGCCCUCCUUCCCGCAGCAGCAGGGCUGGCCCUCGCCCGGCAGAGUCCCGGGCUCCCGAGAGGCGAGGGACGCGGCAGCUGCUGGGGAGGACCGAGCCCCCCCGGGUGACUCCCGCGGCCGGGCAGGGGCCGCGCUGUCGGAGCGCUUUCCACCGCCAUUUGUCUCCCAUCUCUUCCCGUUCGCAAGAGCACCUGCUGCUGCGCAACCCCUUCCCCGCCCGCUCCAGCGCCACCUCCCCCUGUGCGCUGCCCGAUGAGCUGAGUGGGGCCGGGGGCGGGAGGCGCCGCCGCUGCCCGUGGGGCCGAGCCGGGCCCUGGCUGGGCGGGCGGGGGCACGGGGUAAGCGCGGAGGUGCGGGAACGCCUGUCCGCACCGCCCGCACCGGGCAGAGCCCAGCGCCCGCCCGAGGGGGCGCUCAGCGCGGAGGCGGCAGCGCUGCUCCCCUCGGAGCCCUUAGCGCCGCAGCCCCUGGGCCUGGCGGGCUCAGGGAUGUUCGGGCACCGGCGGGCGCGGCCGCGGGCAGCAGGGCCUGCGGCGGUGCCCCCUGGUGACUUGAGGCCAGGAGCUCGCGUUGCGCUGGGACAAGGGCGCCACGUUCCUGCAUAUUUCGUCCUUUAUUUUGUACAAGUGACAUCACAACCUUCAGCUGCUGCUCAGGAGUCUUGCAACGUAUGGUAUGUGAACUUAGAAGCCAUUCUAGAGUGGGAAUGUGUCAUUGAAAAGGCAAAGUGGACAAUUGGGAAACUGCACUGUCCAUUCUGUGAGGCUUGCUUAGGGGGCUUUAACUUUGUUUGCAACAAAAGAUAUUCCCAUGGACAGUUAGUAAAUAUACAUUUCUGCAAAACUCAAGCUGACUCUCAACCAUCUUUCUCUGAUAAAUUGUCAAAAUCAUCAGGAAAACACGUGCCUGUCCUCAAAAUGCAGUCUAGUUUUAGCAAGCAUACCUGCCAUGAAGUGGUAACUGCAACUUUAGAAAUCAAAAAUCAAGGGCUUUCCUAUGUGGCCAGAAAUAAUAACCGUUCUGGAAGAUUAACAGAAGCACUUUGUCUAGAAGUAAAAUCUCCAAGACGUGAGAUGAAAAGUAAAAAACUUCCCUUAAAGGCAUUAAACCAAAACAGAAAUCUCUCUUCUUCCUAUUCUAUGAAUAAUGCAUGUACUGUAAAACCUCUUCACAUAAGAUCACAUAGUUUGGAUUUGCAUAUUAGAGAGAGACUGGUUUUUUCACCAGUGUUAUAUGAAACUUGCAGUAUGGGAACAAUCAUCGGCCAAAAUAAAAACCCACAUGCUUAUGCAUAGGAUGGCUUGCAGUAAGAAAUUGGUAGUUCUUUUCAGGACCUGCAUAGUUCCAGUGCUGACAAACUACAAAACCAAUUUUGAAUUACAUCAUUUACCACAUUACUAUACAGAGGAACAGAAAGUGAGUUUGGAGCUCAUGGGCAAUCUUCUGCGAGUGUCGUUGCUGAUAGGUCACCAUUUGUGAUGAAACUUUCUUCACCUACAAGGGCUGUAUAACACAAAGAUUGCAUCACAGCUGUUGGUCUUGUACAGCCUACAAGUAUUUCCUUCAAUCAAAAGCUGAGAAGAAAAAGAAGCAAGUUGAAAAGCUUGAGGAGAAAGCAAAGGCGGCGAGAACGAUAGGUACGGAAGCAAUCUGGAAAUGGUAACCUGCAUAAAGAUGAUGAGCAGGAAUUCAGAAGAGAUAAAGACAGCUAUCUCUGUGCAGUAUUUAUUUCAAUCCUUACAUGUCACCACACCUUUUGUGAACCUGGCUGAAGGAUCCUUGCCAAAGACAAUCCAACCAGCACUUCAUGUCCACUGCGUCACACUACAGUUGCCAGAGUAUUUUUCCAAACAGCUAAAAAAAGGAAAAUCUAUUUGAAGCUAAAGGAAAAUUUUCAAAAAUCAAAUUCUGCAAAAUGGCCUCUACCAAGCUGUAAGAAGGCCUUCAGAGUUUUUGAAGCAGAUUUUCAAAGAUGCUCAGAUACUGUAACGAGGAGGCAUUUCCCACAUGCUGCGCACAGGAUGGACUAUAUGGACUUCGAGGAUGAUAGCUGUGGAUGGAGGUUUGAUAUGGACAUGGUGAUAAUCUACAUUUAUUCAGUCAACUGGAUAAUAGGAUUUAUUGUUUUCUGUUUUCUUUGUUAUUUUUUUUUCCCUUUCUAG
Molecule: messenger RNA, 2385 nt
Organism: Empidonax traillii (willow flycatcher)
Lineage: Eukaryota; Metazoa; Chordata; Aves; Passeriformes; Tyrannidae
Gene: RNF180
Product: ring finger protein 180
Biological process (GO): positive regulation of proteasomal ubiquitin-dependent protein catabolic process; serotonin metabolic process; norepinephrine metabolic process
Cellular component (GO): endoplasmic reticulum membrane
Molecular function (GO): ubiquitin conjugating enzyme binding; ubiquitin protein ligase activity
Source: RefSeq, a predicted model, not a curated record